Messenger RNA from Toxotes jaculatrix (banded archerfish), 2593 nucleotides. It is a transcript of the gene psap, whose product is annotated as prosaposin. The record is from RefSeq and is a predicted model, not a curated record. Gene Ontology annotation, biological process: sphingolipid metabolic process. The transcript is spliced from 15 exons. Gene Ontology annotation, cellular component: lysosome. NCBI's taxonomy places the organism in Eukaryota, Metazoa, Chordata, Actinopteri, Toxotidae. Bases 125 to 1735 code for a protein of 536 amino acids.
AGCUGACAGUGAGACAUAAAGGCAUCAACAAGCCCCACCGUCUGCAUUGCAGUGCUGUCCGCUCCUCAGACAACUUCACACACCUCAGAGACAAACACAGGCGAGCCGGGAAAACAGCGCAGUUAUGCUGCUUUUAACUCUGCUUUUCGUGUCUUCAGCUGUAGCGACCCCUCUGCUGGGCACUGAGCAGUGUGCUCGUGGCCCCCCCUACUGGUGUCAGAAUGUAAAGACGGCUUCUCUGUGCGGAGCUGUGAGUCACUGCCAGCAGAAUGUGUGGAACAAGCCCCAAAUGAAAACAGUGCCAUGUGACUUGUGUAAAGAGGUGUUGAUGGUGGUGGACCAGAUACUGAAGGACAACGCCACUGAGGGUGAGGUUCUUGGGUACCUAGAGAAGGCCUGCCAGCUCAUCCCUGAUCAAAGUCUGUCUGCAGAGUGCAAGGAGAUGGUGGAUGAGUACUACCCCAUCAUCAUGGGAAUCAUUACUGGAGAGCUGGAGGAUCCUGGUGUGGUGUGUGGUGCCAUGGGGCUUUGUAAGUCUCAGCAGGCAGCCCUGGCUGAGGUUCAGGCCCAGGAGCAGCUCAUGUCCAAUGAAAUCCCCCAGGUCGACCUUUCCCAGCAAGUGGCUCCUUUCCUCCUCAAUGUGCCUGAGCUGCUCUAUCCCCAGAAUCCCAAGCAGGAGGCCCCUAAACAAGAGACUCCAAAGCAGGAAAGUGACAACGUGUGCCAGGACUGCAUCAAGUUCCUGACUGACGCUCAAGCCGAGGCCAAGGCAAACUCCUCAUUUAUUGACUCUCUCAUUGAGAAUAUUGAGAACCAGUGUGACCUGCUGGGACCAGGCUUGUCUGAGAUGUGCAAGCAGUAUGUCAGCCAGUAUGGUAGCGUUGUUGUUCAGCAGCUUAUGUCCAUGGAACAGCAACCCAAGGAUAUCUGUGUCCAUGCUGGCUUCUGUGCUUCUGCUAUGAAGAAGUCCGUUCCCAUGCUGAAGCUGCAGCCUGUCAAGACUGUGCCCGCUGCCAAGACUGUACCUGCUCUCAAGCUCUUCCCUGCCAUCAAGGUGGAGUCUGCUAAGCCCAUGGUGCGUGUCCAUGAUUCUCCAACAUGUGCCAUCUGUGAGUUUGUGAUGAAGCAGCUGGAGACUAUGUUGGAGGAUCAGAGAACAGAGGAGGAGGUGAUUCAAGCUGUGGAGAAGGUGUGCUCACUCCUGCCCUCCAGUCUGAGUGCUCAGUGUAAGGACCUGAUUGAGACCUAUGGCCAGGCCAUUAUUGAGCUGCUGGUGCAACAGGCUGACCCCAAGACUGUCUGCACAGUGUUGGCACUCUGCAAUGAUGCCAGCCGUGCAUAUGCCCCUGCACUUGACCAGACUCGCUUCAAGGCUGGUGGCUACUGCGACGUGUGCAAGUUGGCCGUUACUUACAUCGACGGCAUUCUGGAGAAGAACGCUACGGAGCAACAGAUUGAGGAGGCUGUGAGAAAAGUAUGCAGCUUCUUGCCCGACUCUUUCCAGACUCAGUGUGACCAAAUGGUUCAACAGUAUGAGCCAAUGCUUGUCCAGCUGUUACUGCAGAUGCUCGACCCAGACUUUGUGUGCAUGAAAUUAGGAGCCUGCCCUGAAACUGUGCACAAGCUGCUGGGAGCAGAGCAGUGCAGCUGGGGACCUGCAUUCUGGUGCAAGAACAUGGAGACAGCAACUCAGUGCAACGCUGUGGCUCACUGCAAACGCCAUGUGUGGGUAUAGAGGAAGAGGAAGACCAGCACAAGCUAACCUAUAGGGAAUUAAAAGAAAAUACUAUAGUGCUGCUUCACACUUUUAAUUUUUGUCUUGACUUCCUUUUUUUUGUUUUUUUUUUUUAAAUAGACUUAAAUGACUGCAAUUUAUGUUUAAAUUAACUUUGAUAUUUUGAAUGAUGACAUGGUGGAAAGGGACUGGGCAUUUGUGUUAUUUUGUUUUGUUUUUUUUCCCCUGUGGGGUGGGGGGGGGGGGGCAGGAAAGCUAUGAUUAUGUGUAUGGUGGCCUGCAGCUCAGCCUGUUGCUGCUUCACUGAGCAGAAGACACAAAUCUUCACUGUUGGGCUUUGCAGAUUUGCAUCAUUUGGGUUGCGUUUCUCUAUAUGGCUUGCUGGGUGAGGUUGGUAUGUGUGCGUGUGUGUAAGAACACAAAUUCAAUUCAUUUCACCUGUUGUAUAAUGUUAUCACAGCACCAGAUGGCUGCUGUCCUAAUGGGUCUAGAAACCACCCCACACCCCUACAGCUGUAUUCAAUUCCUUUUCCCUGGAGGAACUGCUUGCAAAAAGGAGAGACAGCUCAGUGUGUUAAGAAUGGCUGGCAUUACUUUUAGCAGUAUGUCUGAUCCUUUAAACAAAUUUCUAUUUUGUAGACAAAUGUUUUUGCGUGUUUAAGGAGCUCAAAUGGAGGUAAUUAGUCUGACGUUGUACCUCCCACUCGCCUCCCAUUGUUUGCAUUCUUCCUCCUGUUUGUAAAUCACUGCGUUUCUAACAUUCAAAAAGCAUCUCGAAUUUCAAUUGUCUGCUUCAUACCCAGAGCCAACUGUCAGUUGAUCUGUAAAUUUUUAACAAUUAAAGUGAUCCCAAUCCUC